Messenger RNA from Parastagonospora nodorum SN15, 291 nucleotides. RefSeq lists its product as hypothetical. Lineage: Eukaryota; Fungi; Ascomycota; Dothideomycetes; Pleosporales; Phaeosphaeriaceae. The transcript has a single exon. Bases 1 to 291 code for a protein of 96 amino acids. The record is from RefSeq and is a predicted model, not a curated record.
AUGCAACUCACUACCCUCAUCCUCACCACCCUCCUCGCCCUCACCAGCGCCAGCGCCAUCCCCGCCGAGUCUCCCAAGAUCCCCGAGACGAAGUGCAGCUGGUCAAGCAAGCGCGACGACUGCGGCAAAACAUACAACGGCUUGGGCAACUGCAAGUCCAAGUGCCAUACGGAGCUGUAUGGGUAUCCAAAGCCGGGCCAGUGCGUGACGCUGAGCGUGUGGGGCAAGCAGGAGUGCAGGUGUUUGCCCGAGUGCAAGGGCGAGGCGGGGGAGAAGGCUGUUGUUUAUUAG